UCAAGUGGCGAGACAGUUUAGUUUACAGGAAUCGAUAUAGAAGUGUAUCGGUUACAAUUGCCGGUAGCAUGACAUUAUUUAAAGAGUAGUAUGCAUCAGGCGUUCUGUUAAAGGAUACACAUCUUAAUUCAAAACAGUAUCGUCGGCUUUUUGUGUAUGUUGAUUGCUAUUAAGAAGUAAAAUAAGCAGAAUUCGACAUACUGUGUGCUACAGUAUCUGUGGGCAAUUGAUAACUAGGACUGGAGUCCUUGUGGGCGUCAAUUUAGGGGAAGCGGUACUGUGGGUUGUCGAAGUGUAGAGUUGGAAUGUUUGGUGUUCUUACGGGUGCCUUAGUAGUGGAGUUUUAGGUUGUUUACGAACAUCAGCCUUCACCGAAGCGAUGACAACCUCGGAAAAGGGUGAAAUCGCAAAGCUUCAGCAGCACCUAGCUUUACUGAAAGAAGAAUAUGUCAAACUCCAGGCACAUGGAAACGAAUUAGAGAGGAAAUACGCUCUAGCCGCAGCUGCUGCGGGAGAAUUGAACGAAAAUAGUUUCGUUUCCAGACUGUUGAGGACAGUGGCAAGUCUCUUCAAUCAACAGCUAUACAGUGAUAUAAAGGUGAAACUGAGUGGAAGAUUAGUACCUGCUCACCGUCUUGUACUAGAAGCUCGAAGUGAACACUGGGGUUCGUUGUCUGACAGCUUAGAUUGGAGUUUCUUGGAGCCAGAAGUGGGUUUUGCUGUUCUGAAGUGGGUAUAUACUGAUUUGGUGGAUUUUUCUCAAGGAGAUUCUUUCACACUAGACCUCAUGAAGACUGCCAAUAAGUUCCACCUUGAUGAGCUUGUUGCAAAGUGUGAAAAAGCUCUAAUGGCAUCUGUGAAUGUCCGUAACUGUGUAAGAUUUUACACAACUGCUGAUGAAAUAGGUGCAAAUACACUGAAAGAACACUGCUCAGGACUCAUAUCAGCUCAUUGGGAUGACUUCUCAAGUGAAGACUUUGCUCAUAUGAGUGCACCACUUCUGUACAGUAUGUUCAAGUCAAAAACAGGCUUCCCAUUACAUGCUGCAGUUAGACUUCAUAGAGAAGAUGUGGUUUUUCUGUAUCUUGUUGAAAACAAUGCAGAACUGGGAGUAAAAUUAAACCAGUUAGACGUUCGUGGUGAUCUUCCAUUGGACUUAGCCCUUCGUGAUCAUCAAACUAGUAUUGCUCGCACUUUGGUGGAACAUAAGGCUGAUCUUGAUGCAAGGGACAGCCAAGGAUACACGCUCCUGCAUCGUGCUAUUGACAGAGGAGAUGAUUAUGCAGCAGAAUUCUUGAUAGAACAUGGUGCAGCAGUAGGUGCUGUAACACCAGAGCAAGGCAACACAGCACUGCAUAUGGUGGCAAGUUUGUCACCUGCAACCACAGGGGAUUCAACUAUAAGUGCCAUGACUGGAAUUGCACAGAAACUUUUAAAACAGGGUCUUAGCCCAAAUAUGCAAAACAAACAGGGUUUCACUGCAGUACAUUUAAGUGUCAUGGCGUGCAAUGAACCUAUGUUCUCACUUCUUCUGGAGUCUGACGCAGAUCUCAAUCUGCGCACUGAGGAAGGGCACACCCCAUUGUGGUUUGCACUGCUUGUUGGACCUCCAUACAAUGACAAGAGUUUUGCUGCUAGACUUAUUAAUGCAGGAGCUUCACCAAACCCAAUCUACACAUCAUCUGCAGACUCACUUCUACACCUUGUGGCUCGUGAAGGUAUAGAAGAAGCUGGACUAUUCCUGUGCACUCAUUCGGCCUACAGCAAUCAUGUCAACAGAAAGGGUGAGAGUCCUCUGCAUGUUGCAUGUGCAAGGGGCCUUAGCAAACUUGUUGGCAAGUUACUUCGCUGUGGAGCUAAUCCCAACUUGCAGACAUUAAGGCUCACAGAAGGAGGAGGGAACGAUGAUAAAGUAGAGAUGGCAUACAAGCAGACUCCCUUGCAUAUUGCGAUAAUGGAGCAGCAGGAAGAAUCAAUUCAAUCUAUUAUAGACUUCAAAGUGGCUUUGUCGGGACGAAAGGAACAGAAGGGGAUAGCUCCAGAUUUGAACCUGAAGGACUCUUCUGGUAAUACUCCUCUUUCAUUGGCUUUGAGUAAUGGUAUGGAGCAUUUCGUACCCACUCUUAUAGAAGGAGGAGCUGAUGUCAAUGUUCGCAAUGGUAAAGGUCAAACAUUGCUUCACCAAGCUAUUUUGAAGCAGGAUACACAUACAGCAUUAUUCCUUCUUGACCAAGGUGCUGAUAUGAAUGCUGUUACACAAGAGAAUGAAACUUCACUUCAGUUGGCAAUCCAGAGUCACUUGACUCGCGUUGUGGAAUCUCUUUGUCAGCGUGGUGUGGACAUGUCUGUGCCAGAUGCCAGUGGAAACUGUCCUCUUUGGGCAGCACUUGCAACCGGACAGGAUGACAUUGCCUCUGUUCUUGUUAGGAAUGGAGCAGAUACGGAUUGUUGGUCUGAAGGGCCUGAGGGUUCGUACCAGACCUUACUUCACAGAGCCAUUGAUGAGAACAAUGAAUCAGUAGCUCGGUUUCUUAUACAGAGUGGAUGUGAUAUGAAUGCCCCAAGACGACCUGGACCAGGUGGAAGAGGUGGUGAGGAAGCAAGAAAUCAGCAAGGCCCUCUUCACAUGUGCUGUGAGUGGGGCCUAGAAACUGUAGUACAAACAUUAAUUGAGCAUGGUGCAGCUAUCAACAACAAAGACAUUCAGGGCAAAACUCCAUUACAUAUAGCCAUAGAAAACCAGCAUGAUGGUAUUAUUUCUCUGCUGCUUUGUCAUCCUGGAUUAGACUUGACACUAAGGGACAAAGCUGGUCUAACACCAUUUGCUGCAGCUCUCACAUACCGUAAUAACAGAGCAGCGCAGGCCAUCCUUGACCGUAUGCCUACAGCAGCUGAGCAGUACGAUAAUAAAGGCCGGAACUUUCUGCACACUGCUAUCCAAAAGGGAGACAUGGAGAGUGUUCUUUUUCUGCUUUCCAUACAUGUGGAUGUCAACUCGAGAGUGCAAGAUACUAGUCAGACACCACCAUUGCAGCUUGCUGCAGCUGCUGGAUCAGAAAUGCUUGUCAGAUCAUUGGUGCUUGCUGGAGCAAGGGUAGAUGACCGUGAUGCACACCGAAGAACAGCUUUGCAUGUUGCAGCUGGAGCAGGUCAUGCAGCUGUUGUGUCAGCUUUGCUACAGAAUGGUGCUGAUGCAGAUGCCUCAGAUUCAGAAGGAGAUAAUGCAUUGCAUAUUGCUUGCCGUGAAGGUCAACUAGGCACAGCACGUGUACUUCUUACUGAAUCACAGCUGGAUGCCGAGGCUGCAAAUCUGAAAGGAAGAAAUCCUCUGCAUGAACUUGCAAGAGCAUCAAAGGACACAGCAGCUGGGAUUGCUGAAUUGUUCAUCGAAUGUAUGCCGCGUUACCCACUAGACAAGCCAGAUCUUGAUGGCAAUACAGCCCUUCUUUUGGCAUACAUGAAAGGCAAUGGGAAUCUAUGUCGUACACUGGUGAGAUCUGGUGCUUGCCUUGGUGCUAUGAACAAGGAUGGUAUUACAAUUUUCAACUACCAGGUUGCAACAAAGCAGCUUCUUCAUAGUUUGCUGGAUAAUUUAUCCCAGGAGCCACCUUGGGCAGAAGGUGACAUUUGUUUGGAGUGUGGUAUUAAAUUUGGACUGACUAUACGUAAACAUCACUGCCGUCACUGUGGCCGAAUCCUGUGCAGCAAAUGCUCAGACAGAGAUGUACCUAUCCUGAAGUUUGCACUGAACAAACCAGUCAGAGUAUGCAGUGUUUGCUUCAAUGUAUUACAGGGAGCUAGUUAAAGUGAACUACUUCUGCUUGCCUUCCCCCAACUUCUUUGUGUGUAUAAUGUCACAAAAUACAGUAAUGUUAUUUUCUCUGAAACUGGAAUAGCUGUAUUUGGUAGCUAGAAUAAUGUUACAGGGAAGUAAUUGUUAAUUACUGAAAAUUCUAUAAAAGUUAAUAGUUUGGAUCUUGUUUAUCAAGGGUGUGUGUGUGUGUGUGUGUGUGUGAGUGUGUGUGUGUGUGUGUGUGUGUGUUUUGACAGGGGGAGGGGAGGGGACAUUGCUUCACAUUUAACUACAUUAUUUCAGCAGGUUUAACCAGUUGCCUUGUACAUAUACCUUUUUUAAAAUAUUGAAAUUGUAUUUAAUUAUAUUAAAUAGUUGUCACAUCAUUCAGCUAAUAAUAUAGUUAUCUGAAUGGGACCAACAUUACAUCAUUUUUUUAUACAAUGGAAGUAAUCAAGUCGAUAUAUUGUACUGUUAAAUAAAUUGGAAAAUAUAUUACUUAGUUUUGAAACUA
Messenger RNA from Schistocerca americana (American grasshopper), 4307 nucleotides. Its product is annotated as rabankyrin-5-like. The transcript is spliced from 23 exons. Gene Ontology annotation, molecular function: metal ion binding; protein binding. The coding region runs from base 380 to 3805 and encodes 1141 amino acids. Lineage: Eukaryota; Metazoa; Arthropoda; Insecta; Orthoptera; Acrididae. The record is from RefSeq and is a predicted model, not a curated record.